Molecule: messenger RNA, 933 nt
Organism: Sphenostylis stenocarpa
Lineage: Eukaryota; Viridiplantae; Streptophyta; Magnoliopsida; Fabales; Fabaceae
Source: the annotation of a GenBank genome assembly
AUGGCUGUGGCCUCAAAAUUCUCACGCCGCUUCUUCAAUAAUCCGUUUCCCCUCUUCUCCUUCCAUUUCUCAUCCUCCACAGCUUCAUCGUUGCCGCCUCCAAUCCGAGUCGCGCUCACCGACUCCGUGGGCCGCGCCGUCUUCGCCACGCGCUCCAUCGCCGCCGCCGACCUCAUCCACACCGCCAGCCCCGCCGUCUGCCACCCCUCUUCCGCCCGCCCCGCCUGCUACGCCUGCCUCGCCUCGCUUCCCCACUCCCAACCUCUCCGCUCGCCCUUUUGCAGCCAACACUGCCACCAGCGAUCCAAGGGAUAUUACGAUGUUGAGAUGAAUGCAAAUUGGGUGGCUUUUGAUGACUAUUGUGGGACUCGUGGUUUGAAGUAUCCCUUUCUGGUAAAGCGAUUGGUUUGCAUGGUCAUAUCAGGAGAUGCCAGAAGUGACACUCUUGACAUACUUCAGCCUGCCAAUUUUACGCCUGAGAUGGUCUCAGAGAUGGAGGAGGAGUUUGUCUUGCUAAAGAGUGCCUUCACGAAGGCACUUAUUGGAGAUGAACAUAUUGCCUUUUUAACUAAGCAAUGGUACAUCAAUGUUUUGGCACGAAUUCGAAUCAAUGCAUUUCGCAUCGAGUUGGCCGGAGGACCGUAUGAAGAUCUUCUAUCAUUAGCUGUUGCAUCUGUGGAAGCUGAGGCUGCUGUUGGAAAUGCCGUCUAUGUACUUCCAUCCUUCUACAAUCAUGAUUGUGAUCCUAAUGCACACAUCAUAUGGAUAGACAACGCUCAUGCAAAAUUGAAGGCACUCCGUGACAUUGAUGAAGGAGAAGAACUCAGAAUCUGCUAUAUUGAUGCCAGCCUGGACCGCGAUGCCCGACGAGAGCUACUGUUUCGAGGUUUUGGUUUUCAAUGCAAUUGUCAUAGGUGCUUACAUGGCGAUUAG